AAUAAUAAUAAUAAUAAUAAUAAUAAAAGAGACAAAUUGAAAGGUCUCAAGAUCCUAGCCACAAUUGAACCUCGACCUCCAGAACAGUGCUAAACAACACCGAGAUUUCCAUUACAGUAAAUUCCUAAGAAGUUUAUUAGGAAGUUGGAAGUAAGUUCCGAGGUUGGAGAGAAAGGGAACCACACAAUUAACGCGGGUUAGAGAAAUGAAGAAUCUUAAACUAAAAGAAGACAAGGUAUUACGCGUAUGACGAGCUGAUCAAUCAAAAAAGUCAGCAAAUAUAUACACCAUGAGUUUUGCUUUGAAUUCCAGAGCUCUCAAGCUCAUUCAGCCUCUGUUUGAUAAUCCAUUUUUGCAGUCAAAUCUUUUUAGCUCUCAAUCUUUCUGACUUCACUCUACAUUUCAAGCCCUGUUUGACAAUCACUUCUUGCAGUUACUUUAUUCAUUAAAGCACUUAAUCAGCUUACUCGUAGAAGAAAUGAGUGCAGAAACAAUGAGUGAUAUUCUGGAAGCAAGCAUGGAUCCUGUAAAACGUUGGCAACGGACCAGACUACUAAUUUAUAGUGCCAUGGCUUUCUAUCCUAAAACAGCGGAGAAUGAGGUUAUAAAGAACCAAGAGGAGGAGCUGUUGGAUAACCUUUUGCAGCAGCCAACAGUACCAGAGACAGUUCUCCAAGUUGAACCAGAUUGCCUUUUCAAUCUCGUCCGCGACAGAGAUGUUGAGCUGCUUCAUCAACUUGGAGGAGUCAACGGGGUUGCCUCGAUGCUGGGAUCCGAUGCCAACAAGGGUGUCCCGGGAGACAAUGGAGACAUUGAUCGUAGGAUUCAGAACUACGGUUCAAACAGACUUCACCAGCAACCCCCAAAGUUGUGGCGCGUUCUUAUCGCGACUGCUAGAGACCCCGUAGUGAUCCUGGUGACCUUUUGUGGAGUACUUGCCCUUGGUUUUGGACUAAAACAUCAUGGGAGGAAAGGAUUAUCCGAUGGGAUUAGUAUAUGUGUAGCAGCCUUUCUUGUUAUCACACUUACUGCUAUAGGCAACCUCUGGCCUAAAAGACAACUGUUUAAGUUGUCUAAAGCCAGAGAUGAUUUCAACAUCUUGGUUCGACGAAACAGUCAUCUCCUGAACAUUCCAGCCUCUAAAGCCGUAGUUGGAGAUUUUGUUGUCUUAAACACUGGGGAUCAGGUCCCUGCUGAUGGUUUGUUCAUAGAUGGCAGCCCUUUGCAGGUGGAUGAAUCAAAUGUGAGAGCUAACAUGAACUCGGUGGAAGUCGAUGGCAACCAUAACCCAUUCUUACUCUCUGGGACCAAGGUGAUCAAUGGUUCUGCCUGUAUGCUUAUUACUGCAGUAGGUAAAAACACAGCAUGGGGGGAAUUGUUGAGCUCAGAAAGUUAUCAUUCUGAUCGGAUCACUCCUUUACAAAAGAGAUUACAUGAGCUGUCCAAACUUAUCACGAUCAUUGGUUUGGUGGUUUCUUCUGUUGUUCUUCUAGUACUGCUGGUACGUUAUUUCAUUGGCAACUUGCAUGAUGAUAGAGGAAAAUCACAUUUUGUUGCAGGGAAGACAAGAUUUUGGAAAGUUUGUGGUGAUGUAACAGGUAUCCUGGCAACUCCAGUUGCCAUAGCAUCAACUGCAAUUCCGGAAGGACUGCUUCUGGCUGUCUUGAUAAGCAUUGCCUUCUCAGCCAAAAGGAUAACAGCUCAAAAGGCACAGGUAAGGAAUCUUUCCGCAUAUGAAGCAAUUGGUACCACAACUGUGGUUAUCACAGAUGAGAAGUGUAAGCUGACAUUGGACCAUUUGGCAGUAACUUCAUUCCGUUUUUGUGACUACCGUAUUGUGGAAUACCCUUCAUCAGUGAUUCCCCAAAUUGUUCUCGAACUUCUAUAUCAGGCAAUAUUUUUGUCACAUUCAGAGGCUUCAUCAAGUGGUUCACUGGAUGGUCAGAUCAGAACUGCAAUUCAGAAUUGGGGUGCUCAAGAUCUAGGCUUGGAUUUGGAACAAGUGAGGGAAAAUUAUACCAUUGACCCUUCUGAUUUGACAUAUAAUUCUGAAAACACAGGAAGUUGGAUAAAGAACAAGGUUGAUAAUAGUCUUCAUGUGCACCAGAACGGUGAAGCAGAAACCAUACUGGGAAUAUCUUCCCAUUACUAUGAUAAGAAUGGGGACAUCAAACCUAUUCCUAACAGUUUCAGAGAAAACAUGGUGAAUACAGUUCAAGAGAUGAAAUCUAAAGGCCUCUGCUGCAUUGCAUUUGCGCACAAAGGAAUCUCAGAAAAUUCUGAUGAGAAAGAUGGCAUCUUAGUCCCUGAGAUCAAAGAAGAGUGUACGGUUUUCAUAGGGGUUGCAAGCCUGAAAUUUUCAUGUCGGCCUGAAGUAAAAAAGGCAAUACAGGAUUGCAAACAAGCAGGACUUGACAUCAAAAUCAUUACAAGAAAUGAUGUUCUCACAGCAAAAGCCAUGGCCAUAGAGUGUGGUUUCCUGGAGGCUGCUAGGGACAUAUAUGCAGGAGAAGUAGUGGAUGGGCUAGAGUUUCAAAACUAUCCGGAUGAUGAGAAACUGGAGAAAUGUCAACGAAUCCGAGUGAUGGCGAGAGCCUCUACAUUGGACAAACUUUGUAUGGUCCAAUGCUUGAAAAGGAAAGGUGAAGUUGUGGCUGUUACAGGCGAUACAACAGGCGAUUCAAUUGUAUUAAAAGAAGCUGAUGUAGGUCUCUCAAUGGGAACCCAAGGGACUCAACAAGCAAAGGCAAAUUCAGAUGUUGUCGUCAUGGAUGAUAAUUUUGAAUCCUUGGCCAGAGUACUGACAUGGGGUAGAGCUAUGUAUCACAAAAUCCAGCUAUAUGCACAGUUCCAACUUACUGUCAGCAUCUCUUCCCUUGUGAUAGACUUUGUUUCAACUGUUUCUGCCAAAGAACCUCCAACUUUCAACAUGGUCACAGCCAUCUCUUCUGGAAAUGUCCCUUACGCGACGGUUCAAGUACUAUGGGUGAAGUUGAUAGUGGGUAUAUUGGCAGCAGUAGCUAUCACCGUCGAGGAGCCAGCAGAACUCAAGCUACUACCAAAAGUCAAACGUCAUCAGCCAUUCAUAACAAUCGACAUGUGGAAAAACAUAGUUGGACAAGCAGCCUAUCCCAUUGUGGUUCUGCUGACCAUACAAUUCCAGGGACAAUCAGCUUUCAAGUUAGAUUCGAAAGCAAAAGAUACCAUGAUCUUCAACAUUUUUGUUCUCUGGCAGCUUUGCCUGAUGCUGAACACCAAAGGAAUCGAUAGAAAUAUUUUUGAGGGGAUGCGCAGGAGAAAAUGGCUUGGGGUCAUAAUCGGACCGAUAAUUUUGGUGCAGAUACUGAUAGUGGAACUGCUACAUAAGUUUGCAGAUACAAAGCCACUAACUUGGCAGCAAUGGAUGGUAUGCAUUGGAAUUGCUGUCCUGACCUGGCCAAUAGGGUGGAUCAUUAAGAAGAUAAAGUGUUCUUCAGAAGCUUUUUUUCAGCAGUUUGAGUAGCUAGAAACCAGAUGAUGCUCCUUUCCAACCAAAACUAGUGAGCAUACUGGUUACACCUUUUUGUUGGAUUUUUUUCAUCAGUCUUUUUUUUCCACAUUCAAUCCUUCGGAGAUCUUACUUGAUCACAGGCCUAAUGUAGAUAUUUAAAGAAGUUUCAACAAAUCUAGCAUGAAUCAAGUUUUUAUUUUUGCUAACCGUUGAUUCAAUUUCGAUUCUUCGUUCUUCCUCUAGAAGCACAGUCACAGACGGUACUCAACAUUCUAAAACAUAGAAUUUCGACCAUAAAGCACAAAACAGAACCAUAAUAAUAGCACAUUGCUUGAUAAGUUCUACCCUCGGGUCCUUAUUAUAAGAGAUUUUGAUUUUGUCCUAAGUUUCACCAAGAAUGUUAUUUUAAUUAGAAAAAGAAAACCUUAAAAAUAUAUUUUCACAUAUGUUAUGUUUUCUUAAUUAUGAGGAAAUGUUUUUUAAGGUUUUUAUUUUAAUUAAAGAAAGACAUCCAACGUGAAAUUUAGGUUAAAUCGAAAUGCCUUAUAAUAAGGACCGGAGGAGUAUCAAUUAAAAUUCAUACCUUCCCUACAUCUCUUAGAUCUCUAUCUGACAGAGGAACCCAGUUUCAAAGCCAAGUAUCAUCAAAAUUCUACAUUGGCAAGUUAAUCAGUUCAACAACCCUAAUAGCCUCACAUCGGGACAGAUUAUCCGUUUAGAUGUAAGAAUUACUUCUACUAGUUCAAAUCUGUUUUGGGCUACGGAAGCAAAUAACUUUAGAAGCAUCAAAAUUCGUAGUAAUUAACAUGAAUGUUCUUCAAUCUAAGCUACAGAUUCACUCUAAUUCAUGCUAUGCAUUUGUUCUCAAUUCUUAUAACAGAGAAAGCCACUAACCUUGAUAUAAUCUGAGGGCGCUGACUUUUUUUUUCUGUGUGUUAUCCAUACAGGUUUCUGAAGACUAGGCAGUGAGGAAACGUUGACAUUGAGUAGGUGGUAUACAAAGUCUCGAAGAAACGAUCUGGAGCGCCCUAAUAUAUCAACGAUCUUUAAAUUUUUAGCUGACAUUUCUCAAGCGUAAAAUUAGCAAUGAAGAUCAGACGAAAAAGACUAUGAACUUGAGAUGCAAAAUAUAUUUGGAUAAAUGCCACUAACUUUGGAACAUGGGGAGCAAUGAUGAUGAUGUUAUAAGACUUCCCACAGUGCUAC
Molecule: messenger RNA, 4696 nt
Organism: Oldenlandia corymbosa var. corymbosa
Lineage: Eukaryota; Viridiplantae; Streptophyta; Magnoliopsida; Gentianales; Rubiaceae
Source: the annotation of a GenBank genome assembly